This is a messenger RNA of Rhinichthys klamathensis goyatoka, 1586 nucleotides long. It is a transcript of the gene prdm8a, whose product is annotated as PR domain zinc finger protein 8. Gene Ontology annotation, molecular function: protein binding. The transcript has 4 exons. Gene Ontology annotation, cellular component: nucleus. Bases 162 to 1559 code for a protein of 465 amino acids. Gene Ontology annotation, biological process: regulation of DNA-templated transcription. The record is from RefSeq and is a predicted model, not a curated record. NCBI's taxonomy places the organism in Eukaryota, Metazoa, Chordata, Actinopteri, Cypriniformes, Leuciscidae.
CAGAGGGACCAGAGGUCAGAAGGAUCAGGGCGGAGUCUUGUCACUGUUUCCCGCAGAUAAAUGAUUGCGCUUAUAAUUUAAGAAUCAUCGCUCAGAGCAUCCAGUUGGAUCAGGAGUCAGGACUCUCAGCGGAGAGGAUUUUAUCUGUGCUGUGGAUUAAAAUGGGUCCCGAGCAAAGCGCGCGCUCUCUGCUGGACGCCGCGCUCAGAAACGCGCUGAGCAGUAUCGUGACCUCUCGAGCCGUGCCCGCAGGAGCUGUGCUCGGUCCCUGUGCUGUUACACACACCUCUCUGUGGGACAGCGUCGCGUUCAUCGCCUGCAAGUGCGCGGACAGACGCGCUACUGCCUGCGUGCUCCAGAUCGACCCAUCAGCGGCCAGCGAAUGUCUGCAGAUGAUUCAGGCGGCUAGGAGCGCAGAGGAACAAAAUCUAGAGGCGUUUAUGAAGAACGGACAUCUAUGUUUCAGAGCCAUAAAGGAUAUUCCUGAAAACACUGAGCUUUUAGCUUGGUAUGGGAGAGAUCUAGCCAAACUGCUUGGUCUUAGCACAAAGAAAACACAAGGUUUCGCUUGCUCUGAAUGCAAACAGAGCUUUCUCUUUGAAUUCCCUUUAUUGGCACACCAGAGAUUUUUCUGCACGGAGAAACCUACAUGCUUUCCGCAGAAACUCACCAUCCCAGAAAUCCAUCCACUGAGUAGCAAACCUACCACGGACUUCCACAAUUUAGCGCGAGAGCUGGAGAAUUGCAAAAAAAAUCGACCCGUAGAUGCGAAGAGCAGUAAAAGAAGACGUUCUCUUGAAUCAGACACAGAUGAGAGUGACGGCGAACCGUCAUCUUUCGACAGCCAUGGAGAUGAAAAGGUAUCCGUGAAAAGGUUUUGUGUUAAUGGAGUGAAUAGACAUUCCUGGUCGUCUGCCAGCAAACAGUCUUUCAGCAAGGGCCGUAAUUCUCAGUGCAGCCCAUCACAAAGCCAUGACAACAGCAGGACAGACCCAGACAGGCAGGAUUUAAAGCCUAUUACAAUAGCAGCCAAGCCUGCAUUCUUCACUAGAGGGACGUGUGAUGUUCCACGUGACAAGAACAGGAAGAGCGCGUUCACGCAACCUCCACGCACCACACCACAUGUCCCACUGAUGCCAGCCAGUCUUCCCAUCUACACCACCCCUAACCAGACAGCUAUCCUCCCCAGAUUUAUACCACUCAACCUCCAGGGCUCUGCGUUGCUAUAUAAGGACCUUCCCAAACUGUCUCUUCCUCCCAGCGCAAACCUUUGGCCCAAGACCUCCCGGCUGCAGCAAGCUCGCGCUACGCCUUUGCAGACGCUACUGCCUCCCUCUCUAUCUUCUCUUGGUCUACCUCUGCAAAACUGGUGUGCUAAAUGUAACAUUUCUUUCCAUAUGACAUCUGACCUGGUGCAACACAUGAGGUCCCACCACAAGAGGGCGACGACGGAUGAGAAGCAGCCGAGGCACAAGGACGAGAGGCUGAAGUGUCCGAUAUGCAAGGAAGCGUUCAGAGAGCGUCAUCACCUGUCGCGUCACAUGACCUCUCAUGCAUAAGUUUGUGGUGAAAAAAAAAAUUUCUGU